This is a messenger RNA of Zeugodacus cucurbitae (melon fly), 1409 nucleotides long. RefSeq lists its product as uncharacterized. The record is from RefSeq and is a predicted model, not a curated record. The transcript is spliced from 4 exons. NCBI's taxonomy places the organism in Eukaryota, Metazoa, Arthropoda, Insecta, Diptera, Tephritidae. Bases 33 to 1349 code for a protein of 438 amino acids.
UAGUUGCAAAGAAUUCGCUUGCGAUUCUAAAUAUGAUUGCGCGACAGUUCGAAAGCAGCGGCCAUAGAGAACAGACGGCGCAUGAAAUGAGUGGGACAGUUGUUGAACUACUAAGCGCUGAAGAAUGCGAAAUAGUUGUAAGAAAUGCACUGAAGCUAAAACCAGAGGAGAGUGUAGAAAUUACGAGCUAUGAACUUGAAAAGGGCUCGAAUGAGCUUGUGGGUUUUAUGGGUGAAUAUUUCAAGCUUCGCGUGCAAAUAUGCGGCAAGCACUCAACAUAUGACAUCAAAGAGCUCUGUUGCUUUGUGAAAUCGGUGCCCGUUUCGAAUGAAUUGCUACGCGCUGAGUGUGAGCGCAAAAAUUUUUUUCGCAAAGAAAUCUGUGCCUACACUGCGAUUAUGCCGAAUAUACAAAAGUAUGCCACCACUAAACUGUAUGCGGAGUGCUACUAUGCAAGGAGAGAUUUGUUGGUGCUUGAAGAUCUCUCUGCUGCACACCUAGGCUACCGGCACUUGGCCAGUGAUGAACCAUACACGAACAGGCAUCGCAAACUAUUUCUCACGCACUUGGCACAGCUGCAUGCUGGUAGCGUUGCAUGGGAGGAAAAGGAAGGCGUCAACAUUGGCAAGCAAUUUGAGGAUUCCUUAUUUGAACUGAUGUUAAUCACGGAAAAUGAGUGGUACGUCACAGGCGCUAAGGGACUAAUAUAUCUUGCGAAAAAUUACCGAAAAUUCCAAACACCCGAGAUACAAUCACUUAUUAAAGACAAGCUCUUUCCGCUGCUUAUGGAUGUGCAAAAGUAUACGGAACCCUCAACCAAGUUGCGCAAUGUCUUCCUGCAUCGUGACUCAUGGGAACGAAAUAUAUUUUUCAAGUUUGAUGCAAAUCUUGAACCUACUUCCUGCUGUAUAGUCGACUUUCAACUCAGUCGAUAUGCACCGCCGGGCUUAGACAUACUCUUCUUCUUGUAUGGCCAAACCACAGCAGACGAAAGAAAACACCAUAUGCAGGAGUAUAUCGAUCAUUACUUUUCCGAGCUGCAAGCACGUUUCAAGGCGCUGGAUUUGCCAACUGAUACUAUUACCAAGGCAGAGCUUUUGGCAGAUAUUCAUCGUGCGCACCUACCAGCACUGAUCAUUAUGGCCAUUACCAAGCCGCUGACAAUGAUGCCAGAGGGAUUGUCGAAUAAAUGGCAUGCGGAGGAGCAAGAGAAGUUCGAUUACUACAUGAAUACUCAGCGUGAUGAAUUCUUUCAACGUAUAAUGGCAAUGGACCCCACUUACGAGUCGAAGAUUAUGUGGCCCAUUGAAGAACUUAUAGCAUAUUUACUGAAAAACCGUGACUUGUGACAGUAAUUGUAUAAUUUUUAUUAAUUAAAUAUAAUAAUAAAACAGACUCUACAAUAACAA